CUCUAACUCUCAAAUUUAACCAAUCUUUCCAUUUAAGCGGUUACCAACCGGUAACCCUCCCAUAUUGAUGAAGUGGAAGCCACCUGGACAUUUUUUUAAUUAUUUUCAUUUUUCUUUUCUUUUAUCUUUUUCUCUUAAUUAUUUCCCCCUUUCUCAGGUUCGUGACAGCCCCUGGUUCCCCCUUUCUUCUCCCCCUUUUUCUUCUUGUCUUUUUCUGUACUCCAUCUUUCCCGUCUCUCCCUGUGGCAUGUACAGACCUCCUUCCAUUUUUCUCCCCCCCCCCUCCCAUCUCUCUCUGCAACACUUCCCCUUCCUUUUCCGUUUUGUCUUUUUCAUCAUCCUCCCUAGUUCCUCCCUCCCCUCUCUCACCAGACACCAAGUCAGGCAGUCACCAUGCGGUACUUCCCUUUCUUUUCUCCCCCCUCCUUUAUCCCGUUUCUUUCUUGUUAAUUCGAUGGUUUAUUCCUUUCCAUUCUUCUCCGUUGGAACCUGGAUUGCGGCCUUCGAAAUCGAAGAGAUCUUCCAUCUGCAAAAUCGAGUCUUAAUCGACGGCGGACGGCGGCAGCGCGUGAUAGGAAAGCAGGGGAAGAGAAUUAAAUCGGAAAAGAAAAGAAAACGAAAUGGAAAAGAAAGAAAGAAAGAAAGAAGUCAUUGCUAAGUCCAUGGAAGAGGGAAGAGAAAGAAUGUAAGAAACCGGAAGAGAGAAAAACGGGAAAAUAAAUGGAAAAGAAAGAAGAAAGAAGAAAGAAGCCAUUAUUAAGGGCAGGGAAGAGGGAAGAGAAAAAACGGGAAAAUAAAGAAAGUAAAAAGAAGAUAGAGAAAAGGCCACAUGUACCUCCACAUCAGCAACCACAGGUUCUUCUCAUCCACCCCGGCUAAAAAGCCGACUAAAUUUUAAUAGUUAGUGAACUUAAUUGAUUCAUUUUAAUGUAUGUGGACUCAAUUGACUUUUUUUUUUCAAAUUCAUAAUUAUGUAGUACGGAGUAUUAAAAAAAUACUAUAGAGCUCUUCUAAAACCAACUUUUAGCAUGACGGCGUGGAUAAUAAAUAGACAGGAAAUUGAACAUCAUGGAAGUAAAGUUUCCUUCAUAAAAUUGUUUUAAAGAUGACCUUUGAUGAAAAAGAUCUUGAAAACACAUGUGAUAGCUGAGAUCUCAUUAUUGUUUUAUGCGUGACAAUGAAACUCCUAGAUAUUGCCUUGAUAAGUAUUUCCAUGAAUUAUUUCACCCUGCCUAUUCAAAAUAAAGAAAUUUCGUAAAUAUAAUCUAAAAAUAAGUGAAGAAUCUGUGAAAUAAUGUUGUCUUUCUAGAAUUAAAAAAUUCAAUCGACCGAACAUAUGGUGCACGUUUACAGUAUAACCUCAAAAUCAUGAAAAAUCCAAUCCAAUGGAUUUUGUUGAGGACAUGGUUUCUUGCGCGGCAGAAAAAAUUCGCAACAUCAUUAAGCUUUUAUUUCUUGCAGUAACUUCAUAAUUUUAACCGGACAAUGAAUGAAAUUUGAUGCUAAAGUUAGUGUUUUAUAUACACUUAUUAUACAGCAUCACCAGUCGGUUAUCCAUGAGAGAGUGGCCUAUGAACGUGGAAUUGAUUUUCAAAACUGCAGAAAAAUUGCUUUGUAAAUGCUUUAAACUGCCACAUCUAAUAUACACGUGAUGCAAGACACCAACAAUUUUUCGGCAAAAUAGACCUGGCGGGAACAGUUAUUGGACUGACGGUCCCCUUUUUAUAUAUAAAGAUUGUAUACAAACAGCACAUCCAAAACUUGAAGCAUAAAUCAGCCACUGAAUAGAAUAGACUAAACUAGAUCAGACUUGGAGAGAUAUAAAAUACGGAUUACAAAGUAACCAGAUCUAAAAAGAAAACAAGGAUUACUUUAAGGUAAUGUUUAAAAAAAUAAAAGUCGAAUCAUAAGAUGAAAUGAUACUCCGUAUAAAACAACGAUUUUGUUAACACAAUGAGCAAUUUUUCAUAUACAAAGUGAGAAAAAUUAAAGUAACCAGAUCACUUUAAGAAGUACAAAGUGAGAAUUAUUAAGUCACCCACUUUAUGAUAGGUAAUGUUCAAGCCUUUAUAUAUUCAAAUUGGAACAAAUUUAAAUAAUUCAUAACAAUUAGAGCAG
Cuscuta epithymum is the source of this 2118-nucleotide messenger RNA. Lineage: Eukaryota; Viridiplantae; Streptophyta; Magnoliopsida; Solanales; Convolvulaceae. The record is from the annotation of a GenBank genome assembly.